Messenger RNA from Larimichthys crocea (large yellow croaker), 6532 nucleotides. It is a transcript of the gene prdm2a, whose product is annotated as PR domain containing 2, with ZNF domain a. Bases 515 to 4666 code for a protein of 1383 amino acids. The record is from RefSeq and is a predicted model, not a curated record. Gene Ontology annotation, molecular function: DNA-binding transcription factor activity; RNA polymerase II cis-regulatory region sequence-specific DNA binding. Gene Ontology annotation, biological process: regulation of transcription by RNA polymerase II. The transcript is spliced from 4 exons. Lineage: Eukaryota; Metazoa; Chordata; Actinopteri; Sciaenidae.
GGAACUGUAACGUGCAGUUUUGUGUAACGGUCAGGCGUUCGUAACGGUCGUGUAAGAACAUUCUACCCUAUAUAUAUAUAUAGCCAGGGCUUGCGAGCUAGCAUCGCAGCUAGCAGUAUAUUGGUGAUAACAGCUGAUUUCUUUCACUUGCUGAGUGAAAACCUUGUGUCAGGACCUUGACGGUUUUAGAGGGACUGAAUUCGCCAGAGGCUGCCUUGUGUCAAGAGGACAGUGGUGGGGUUAUUUCAGAGGAGCGAGUUUGUUUUUUUCUCAGUGGACGUGCUAGCAGCCUCUGUAGCCAAACAGUAAAAGUGACGACGUGUUGUGUGACCAGCUAGCAAUGGUGCAAGGACGGGGGAAGCGUCAUCAAACCAGCAGAAAGAAAAGCCUGUGGGUUCAUCUGUCCAACAGAACACACCUCGUACUCUGCACUGACUGUUAAAAUGGUGUAACAGCUGUCAAAAGUUCUGUUUGACAAACUUCCUUCAGAAAACUGGACACAACCUCCACAAAGAUGGAGGACAGCCCUCACGUGUACAUCUCUGAAUUUCGACACAAUGAGGAUAUGGAGGAGGGGGAGGAUGAAGAUGUUUAUGAAGAGGAAGUAAACAUGGAACCAGACAUGAUGAAUUCACUGUACCCAGAUCAGAAACACCCCAUUCAGGAUACUGAGAGAGAGUGGAACUCUUUUCCCUGCCAGCACUGUGAGAGACAUUUUACCAGCAAACAAGGCUUGGAACGACACAUGCACAUUCACACUUUGGCAAACAGCGAGGCACACACUUUGAAAGGCAAUAAGAGCAACUUGUCUUUUAGUUCAAAUGUGGAUAAGGUGCAGCACGAGAAGGUGAAGCCUGUGGAUUCAGAAGGCUUAGCCAUGCAGUUUCCUACUUCAUCCACCAUCACUGCUCAGCCAGACAGACAGGAGCUAUCAGACGGCCAUCAUGCUUGCAAGUACUGUGAAAAGAUAUUCACUACACAUACCAACAAGCGACGGCAUGAGCGCAGGAUCCACGAGCAGCAUUUGCAGCUCACACAGGUGGAAAAAACCCAAGAGCCACCCCAGGAGGAAAAUCUUGAACGGAUAUUGAGUGAAACAUCUCAACACAAAACAGAGCUUAGUGACAAUAUGGCACCUGCAACUCCUCUGGAGAAUGAAGGAGAACAAUACAUGCUAGAUGUCUCUAGCAAUAUUUCAGAGAAUCUCAGCUUUUACAUUGAUGGGAAGAUAGUGUCAACAAGUACUGUGAGUAGUUGUGAAACAGCUGAGGUUCAUUCUGGGUCUUCAACUUUAGUUAGACUGGAUUCUCUGAUUCUAGACCCCACCCAAAUCAAUCAGGUUUUAAAUAUUGACUCAGUUGCAGGCAAAGAGAUACCUGGUCAACCAUUGACCAAGAGAAGAACUGCAACACCACCUCUUUUACCACAAAUUAAAACUGAACUGGAGUCUGAGGUGGUUGUGUCGUCAUCCUCAUCAUCACUUGUAUCUUCUUUAAUAGAGAAUCUACUUCCUCAAAAUACAGAGUCUACCAUUGUGCAGAAGGAAAGAACAGUGUUUCUGUCACCUAAGCUUAAGCAGCUCCUGGAGAAACAGGAUGGCCUUAAACCUACACUUGCCCUCAUCACAGAUGGUCAGAAGCCUUGUUCACCUGUCUCUCUCUCCGUCCUGCCUGCUGGAACAGGGAGGUUUAAAAGAAGGACUGGAUCUCCACCAAGCUCCCCGCAGCAAAUCCCAGCAUCUAACGAAGAAACACCAACUCUAGAUUCCGCAGAUAGUGACGCUGUAAACACAGGACAGAUGGAGACUCAGCAUAGCUCCUCACCUGUGCACCAAACAGUCAUCGAGAAGGAUGACACAACUCCGUCUGUAGAGGAUCAAGCAGUGAAACCUGUCUUGACAGAGAACUGGCCCACCAUGACCGGAGGUAAUUCCUGUAACCAGCAACCACUGGAUCUCUCUAAUACAGUCAAAAGAGAUGAAGAUGUAACUUUAGCUGAUGCUGUGCUGGAUUUGAGUUUACAGAAAAAGACCCAAGGUGAAUCUGAACAGAGCUUAAAUUUUGUUUCACAGGCAGUUUUGAAAGAAGGAAAAUCAAAUACAUGCAUAGUGGCGAAGGACUUGGUGAACACCGGAGAGCAAAAUAUAAGCCAAGGGAAUCUUGAGACCCCUUUAGUCACAGACUUCACCAUAGUUACAGGUCCAGAUAUGAUGACCCCAAUGGAACCUGUUGCAGAAGGACUUGUUUAUGGACUUGCCCUACCCCCCAAUUCUCUGACUCCAUCACCGGCUUCCCUUACCCCAGUUGCUAUGCAGCCAGCUUCACCGUGCACUAUAGCAUUUGCUUCCCCACCCUCACACACCAUGCUUCCAACGACUACUUCAUUAAUCACAGUUUUGUCACCACCACCCAUUUCUAACCCUUCGACCCGACCAAUCCAGGUAUUAGCCCCAAACCUUUCUCCUGAGCCCUUGGUAAUUUGCACGGAAAAUGCAUUAAGUUCUUCAGAGUGCGAUUUAACUACUGCAUUUGCCACCACAAAUUCUGCAAACCUUGUCACUCUUUCCCAAUCCCUUGACCCGACUCUAAAUUUACCCAGCCACGUGUUUCUCACUGAUCAAAUAUCUCUCAACACACCUAUGGUUGAGUCAACUCCUGUGUCAGAAGUGCCGUUCACACCCACUGUGACUUUAAAUGAUUCCCUCAUCAACUCUUAUAACAUAACCAGCAACACAGUGUUGAUAGAGUGCACAAUAGCUCUUGAGGCCCCAGGGAGUGUAGUCCCUACUGCAAUUACCUUACAAGAAAACACAGCUGAGCCUCCAGCGCAGGUGGUUGUUAAUCAUAUAGAACAGCAACAGAUUGUAUCAGUGCCCAACUCUCAAACUGUGGAGCCCAACGUUCUUGUCUCCUCCAUCUCAGAGUCGGUAUCUCUAUCUGCCACCACCUCAGUAAUAUCUGAUUGUCCUCCUGUGGGUGAGUCAAGUCCUGACCCAGAGCCUGUUGUUGAUUCAGAGCCACCAACUGUUAAAGAGGAGAAAGCUGCUGACAGUACCGUUUCCACACCCAAAAUCCCAUCUAAAACCUCACCUUCAUCUGAGAAAGUUGAAGAGGACGAAUCGUCAAACAGCACACCGAAUGAUACGCAACAUCCGACAUUCACCAAGAAUUUCAUCUGCAAUGUGUGCGAUAAGCUUUUCCAUUCAAUGAAAGAACUAGGCGACCAUGUGGGCGACCAUGCUGAUGAAUGGCCUUAUAAAUGUGAGUUCUGCGUGUUGCUCUUUGGCAAACCGUCCGCUUUGCUUGACCAUAGAUUAAGCCUCCACGGUGUCGGCAAGACUUACGUAUGCAGUGUGUGUACAAAAGAAUUUGUCUACCUUUGCAAUCUGAAACAGCACCAGGAAGAAUUACAUCCCGGCCAGCAGUGCACAUACACAGAAGAAGAAAAGGGAAAACUAAGACCUCAGAACUACAACAACUCCAUAAAAGUCAACGUGGAGGCUUCAGUGCCCGAUGCUUCAGAGGAACCCAAGAAACUGGUGAAAAAGGAAGAAGGUGAGGUAGAUGUGGCAGCUGAAGAACUGUUUACAACAAUAAAAAUCAUGGCCUCAGAUGGAGGCAAAAUCAAAGGACCUGAUGUUCGUUUUGGCAUUAACCAACAUUAUCCCAGUUUUAAGCCCCCUCCAUUUCCUUACCAUAACAGAUCGCCUGCUGGCUCACUAGCUUCGGCCACAAACUUCACCACCCACAACAUCCCACAAACUUUUAGUACGGCUAUUCGAUGCACCAAGUGUGGAAAAAGCUUUGAUAACAUGCCAGAGCUACACAAGCAUAUUCUGGCCUGUGCAAAUGCCAGUGAUAAAAGGCGAUAUACACCCAAAAAGAAUCCCAUCCCACUACGCCAUUUUGCAAAAGCUCAAAAUGGAGUUCUGUCUACCACUAAUUCUACCAAUGGACUUAAUGCUAACAGACCCAGCCAGUCAAACAGGUCCAAACACAACCAAGAAUCACCAGUAAAGGUGAAGUUCAAGGUGAUGAACAAAAGGAAGAAAAGGUUGGCCCAAAGGGUCAUGCCACAGAGGAAUAAGUCAGUGUCUUCAUCGAAUAAAAUGUCACCUGCACAGGUGGAUGAGCAGCAGGAGAACUUUGUCUGCCCGCACUGUAGCAGGGAGUUCACAAUGCGUCGCAGCAGAACCAAGCACAUGGCGGUCUGCCCCAAGAAACCGAAAGAGGUGAAGAAAAGGAAAGAAGGAGGAAUCUCUGUGACAAAGGAAAAUGAUGGACACUUGCAUCGAGGAGUUGAAGAGAAACAAUCCUCACCUCCACACAAAACAAGACUCCAGACUUCUGGCCCGGCCAAGAGGCCCGCCAUCCUGCCAGUGCAAACUGUCUUUUCAAACAAAAGAAGUAAAAUAAUUAUCAAAGAGAGCAUGCAGCGGAAACAAGAGGCACCCACUCUGAAUGAGCUCCCAAUUGUUCGCACUUUCAACCCCUCUAUGCGUCAGUAUAGCAGAGUGCAGCAUAGCGUCAAAGGACUCCCCAUUAAAAUCACCAUAGUGAAACCACAACAGACUGCACCACAGAGGGAUGAGCUGCCUCCCGCCCAGAGCCGAGAAGAAGCAUCCGGAGGCGUUAGCAGCAGCUCUGAGCAGAGUCGCACAGCUUGAGGACGACUCAGCAGGCCCAACGGGGAUCACCAGGACCCUGCUGUGUGGACACACACUUGUGUCACGGUGAUACUAAAGGUAGAUAACUGCUAAUCCCACUGUAAAGCCCAUGUAUUCAUAGAUGACAUCAUACUGUACAAUAAAGGACUGAAUUGAGGACGGAUCAAAGAUGAGUUAAGAUACUGCAGUGAGUGGACACGUUUAAAGUAUUUAAAUGCUUUUGUAGUAGCUUUGGAGUUUUGUAAAUUUCUCCUUCAUUUCUAAAACUUUCUGACAACGGCUUGGAUUUGCACUUUGAAGUUAAUCUGAAUGCUACAUGUCACAAAUUGGAAGGGAAGUGGGAGGAAUAGAGCUGGAAGGCUGCUCUAAUUUCAUACUUGGUGGGUUGUUUAGAGAGGAUGGCAGGUGGCAAUCAUUUUCAGCAUGCAUUUGCACUUUUCCUUAUCUGUUGUCUGUGGCCUUUUUGGGUUCAACUCUUACUGCAUGCUGUGAGCUCGUACGACAGCUACAUUAAGUUCGGAUGGAUUAUGUUGAUGAAAUUAGGCCUUAAACAGUGAAUCUGAUGUUGGUCUGACUGAUAAUAACCAGUGUAAUUACAUGGAAGACAGAUCAAGAUUGCUUCUAAACACAAGAUCCGGAAUGAUAGAAAAGUAACACGCUCUAUAGUAUAGGGUCAUGUACAAUUAAUUAAGGAUAUCAGCAGCCAAUAAUGUCAGUGUUUUCAUUAUUGGUGUGAAUGUAAUGCUGUUAGAUUUAAUGCUGCGACUUUGCAAAUCUAAAUUGUAUAUAAUCUGGUCGGUCCAGUUGCUACUGUACGUAUUUGUAUGAAGGUUUUGAGAAUAAUGCUCUCUAUGUGCCAGCAAGUAUAUAUGUAAUAUGACUAAAUAUGGCAUAAAGGCAAUGACUACAGUGUACUUGCACUGCAAUCCAACAGAACAGAAGUACCAUGUAAUGUUCUGUACAGUUCGGAUGCAUCAUUGCCACUUUUACAACAAUGAGAGUUCAAUUUGAAACAGCGUCGACAGAGCCAGCUCCAAUGCUUGGCCUCCUGAAAUAUUUUACAGUAGUCCAGUUUGGCAUGUAGGCUUUAUUUUUGCAAAGGUUUCACAAAAUGCUUGUCAGAAAUAUAUGUGUGUGUGUGUGUGUGUGUGUGUGUGUGUGUGUGUGUGUGUGUGUGUGUUGUUUUGUUUUGUUUUCUCAUUCAACGACUAGAUUUCUUCAUAUUAAAAGUGCAGUCUCUUUAGGUCUUUGUCAUCCGUAGCAUACAGGCACUUCAUCAUUGCUUAUAAUCUGUAUAACAGUGUGUGAAAUGUGUGUAAUGAUUUCCAAUAAUUAUAAAUCACAAAACGGAAAUGGAUCACGGGAUAUUUUUUUGCUAGAACCCUGUAGUGACACGUGAAAAUGUUUUAUUUAAUUUUUUGUAAGUUACUAGUUUGAUGAUCUAAUGCUAUACAGGGUAGUUCUUUCAUUAUGAUUUAAUGAAGUUAUAUUCAUUUUGGCAAACUAAAACUUGACAGUGGCCUGUAUCUGAAAGAGAGAGUGUAACGGUACUUCUAUUUUACAUUUUUGCCUUUUCAGUCUUUGCUGGUAAUAUUUCCUUUUAUUGAGAUAAACUGCAGUGUGUUGGAUGUACAGGACCGUUUGGAGACUGUUAUUUAACUGUGAAAAGUGCUUGUAGCAUUUCAAAGUGUAAAAUAAGUCAUGUAUAUUUAUUAAUAAUUUAAAAUCAUGUUAUCAAUCUCUGAACAGUUCUUCUGUAUGAUUUGCACUAAAGGUUUUUCAAGCGAGUAUUAAAAAUAAAUUGAGAAUGUUCAGGUUAUGUGUGAAGUUUGUGUGAAACUUUCUUUAAUAAACACAUUAAAUUAA